Messenger RNA from Sungouiella intermedia, 444 nucleotides. NCBI's taxonomy places the organism in Eukaryota, Fungi, Ascomycota, Pichiomycetes, Serinales, Metschnikowiaceae. The record is from the annotation of a GenBank genome assembly.
AUGGAUACUAAGAGGGCCGUACAUCUUUACAAUUUGGCACUUUAUAACCCACUCAACGCCAUCCUGUCGAACCAUGCGGUGACCAUAGAUAAUUUUGCCUAUGAAAAUGGAAUCAAUAUGCCUGCGGGCAUCACUCACUGCUCCAGUUGUGGAAUCAUGCACAUUCCUGGAUUGACCAGUUCCAGUCGGAUAACAUAUACGAGAAAAUCAAAGGAAAAAUCGAAGCCUUCCUUCCGUAGACGCCAGUACCAAGUGACGUGUUUGGUAUGUCACAGCAAAAUCACAAGGGCCGACCUUUUGAACAAGAAACGUGCUGUUGAUGCUCCUACUGCACGGACUGACAAGAAGAGGAAGAAGAAGAGAUCAGAACUUGCAUCGAUGCUUGCUUCGAAAAAGGAGCAAGACACAAAGAAACCGCUUAGUUUAUUCGAAUUCAUGCAAUAG